Molecule: messenger RNA, 150 nt
Organism: Penaeus vannamei (Pacific white shrimp)
Lineage: Eukaryota; Metazoa; Arthropoda; Malacostraca; Decapoda; Penaeidae
Source: RefSeq, a predicted model, not a curated record
GAGAGAGAGAAAGAAGAGAGAGAGAGGAGAGAAGAAGAGAGAGAGAGAGAGAAAAAAAAAAGAGAAAGAAGAGAGAGAAAGAAGAAAGAGAGAAAGAGAGAAAGAGAGAAAGAGAGAGAGAGAGAGAGAGGAGAGGAGCAGCGAGUGUGA